GACAGAAUGGCAACAAAUACAUCCAAUUCGCACCAAUUGUCUCUCCCCGCGCCCGCCAAUUCAAUAAUUGGUCAGUUGGAUUCAGAUCGCAACUUGAUUGACGCCCUGCCAUAUAUAGACAAGGAGUAUGAACAGCCUGGUGUACGGGAUGCAGCACUGGCUUUGAUCGAGGAAGAAUGUCGACGAUACAGGCCCACGAAAAAUUAUCUCGACUACCUUCCCUUGGACUUGAAUCUAUUCGAAACAGACACAAUGCGAGUCGAAUUUGAACGAAUAGCCGCAAGACAACCUAUGGAAAUGCUAUCGAUGAAGCGGUACGAGCUACCUGCCCCCGGAGCGGGUCAAAAAAACGACAUUGCUGCGUGGAACGAAUGUGUUGAAAACAGUUUGGCUCAGUUAGAGCACAUGGGAAGCAGAAUUGAGAACUUGGAGCUGCUUGAAAAAUAUGGCGCAAAUGCGUGGAAGACGCAUAAUGAACUCCUAUCUAAAAUGGUAGACCAGGCACAAAAACAAAUGGCUGCUUUGAAGCGAGAAAUACAAGAAACUAAUUGGCAGAGAAAGUCGGAUCAAAUGUCAGUCAGCACAAAACUAUUAUCAUCGAAAGACGAAUGGAAUCAUUUGGUGCAUAAAAAUUUCGACAUAGAGGCCGCUUGUUUAAGACUGAGCAAUGAAAUCACGUUACUAGAAGAGGAAUGUUCUAGAUUAAAUGCAUCUGCUCCGCAAAAUGAUACUCGUAAAAGAAAAGUAUUGGAAACGCAAAAUCAACAACAGCAGUUUGUCGAAAGAGGAGUGGAAAUGAGCGGACAUGCAAUCGGAAGGUCAGAUGUUCCAGCAAAUUUCAACGUGAGAGAGACAAGUGCGACUGAAGGAAGUAACUCGGACGAUGAAAACAAACCACCAGUUGAGAAGAGUCAAAAAGUAGACGAAACGAGUGAAAAAAAUAGUACAGAUGAUUCUUCCAUGGAUACCUGAGAUAUCUUGAGCAGGUUUUAUCAAAACUAAUCAUUUUGUUGCAAAAUUCAAAAGUUCUGUUAUA
Molecule: messenger RNA, 1036 nt
Organism: Symsagittifera roscoffensis
Lineage: Eukaryota; Metazoa; Xenacoelomorpha; Acoela; Convolutidae
Product: pre-mRNA-splicing factor SPF27-like
Exons: 2
Coding region: 7-972 (321 amino acids)
Biological process (GO): mRNA processing
Cellular component (GO): precatalytic spliceosome; catalytic step 2 spliceosome; Prp19 complex
Source: RefSeq, a predicted model, not a curated record